UCUUUAAAUUUCCAAUAUAAACCUUCUAAAAUUCACAUUAAUAGAAUUAAUCUGAUUCUAAAGUUGAGCUAAUCAGAUGAACACAAAGCUUGGUAAAUUCGAGUAUAUUGUUAAUUAACUGCCUAUGCUGACUUUGUACUUUUUCUUAAACUUCUCCGUUAGAAACUGAAACAUCUCAACACCUUUAAUCUUCUCAUAUGGAUAUUGCAUUUUGUCUCCCUGAAAUUUUGUUCCACCUCUCUGGAUCUCACGUGCCACAAAGGAAAAAAGUCUGUAUUAUCAUUUCACACAAGAGAUUUGUAACAUUUUUUGGUAUUAUUUCCAAUCUUCUCAACACAGUUUUACAAAUUAUUGAGUUUCUUUAACAGUCUGAAAUAGAGACUCGAGCUGAAUUUGGACAUCAAAGACUUCCUAAAAAGUUAAGACUUUCUCAAAACAAGGCACAAUUAGGUACUGAUUAACUGCUGAUGAAAUAACUUGAGAGACUUGAGUCCUGUUCCCUUACUAGAAAUUGGCUUGAAGUCAGCUAUUUAUGCAAAGGCACUUAAAAACAAACAAACAAACAAACCAAAUCCAAACUCUCCAGUCCUGAGUGCCCAAUUUUAGCUCCUUUCAGCAUGAUUUUUCUGUGCCUCUGAAACUGAACUAAAAUCAACACAAGCUGAGAUGCUUCAUUGGUUCUUAAAAAUUUGGACUUUUUGAAACAAGCAAAAUUAAAUCAAACUUUGAAAAACAUAAUCUAAACUUUUGGGGCCUAACUCUCCUUGACAACUUGACAUCAAACAGGCAUGACAGUAUUAUAGCUAAACUGCUUUGUAUUUAUUGCAAGUAGUAUUCGGCACAAAAACUACAUGGAAGAAGAAAUCCUGGAGAUGCAAAAGAGAGCACUGGGAAGUUAGGACAUGCCAGCUGCAUGGUUUCACAGCACAUUGGGUGUAAUAUGACAGACUUUUUACCUAUAUGAGGCUUGUGGCAGGUACUGCACAGGAUGCAUAAUGGGAGGGUGACAGAACGACAUUGGUCCUCAGCCAGGAAAAAGACUGAUGCUUAUGUCAGUCAACAACAGCAAGUGAUGGGGCAGCCAGUGUGCCUAAAAAUCAGGUGCUUCCACAGAUACAGCCCAACAGACUCUCUGUCUUCCCCAAAGGGACCCUUUCCACUUCAGCUUUUUUCAGCUUUCCACUUCCAUCAAGUGAAGGAGACAUGCUUGACAAGGAGCGAAUCAAACAGCUACACAAUGUGAGGAUGCAGAAGGCCAAGUUUUGGAAAGGCAAUGGAUUACUCUGUUCUCACACAACAUUGUGCAAAUAAAUAUUUGUCAUGGUGUUCAUUAGGCAUUGCAGCUCCAAAGUAACUACCUGCUCCAGUGGAGGCUUUGAGCAGAUCAGAAAGUUCCUUUGUGAGCAAAGACAGGUCAUUUUGUACAUCUGCAGAGCUUGAGAAAACAGAGACUGAAGUUCUUUGGCAAUGCAGUGUACCCAGAAGGAAGCAGAAGACUAUACUCCCCCACAAAGUGCUGACAUGCCAACUAACAAUAAUGCAAUUAUAAAAAAAUCAGAGCCACUGUAAAUAUCUACGGAAAUUAUGUUGCAUGGAAAACAAGUUCGGUCUGGUCUCAACCAGCGGAAAACAAACUUCUACUAACAGAGAAGAAACAAAGUUUAAUUUGCUCAUGGAUCAGUGAAGUCCAAAAAUGUGCAUUCACUUUGGGUGGACUCUGCCCUUUCUCGGCGUUUAAGAUUCAGGAGUGAGGGACAGCAGAGCUUAAAGAGGAAGACGGCCCUCAAAAUUUGUAUCCACUCCUGGCUGUACCGACUGCUGCUCCAGUAAUAAGCAACCCAGAAGCUGCAAACAUACACAAAUAAGGUUAUUUUAAGAGGAGACAUGAACCUUGAAGAAUAUUUUGCAAGAACCGGGUAUAAAGGUUCCCUUGAAAAUCAAGAUCUGGAAACUCUAACAGAUAUAUUCCAGCACCACAUCCGUGCUGUUCCAUUUGAAAACCUCAGCAUCCAUUGUGGGGAGAAAAUUACUUUGGAGUUGGAGCACGUUUAUAACAAAAUCGUGCGGAGGAAGCGUGGUGGCUGGUGCAUGGAAAACAACCAGCUGCUAGGUUGGGUCCUGAAAUGCCUGGGGUACGACGCCAGCUUUCUGGGAGCGUACGUGUUCAACCCACACGAAAACGCAUAUGCCAACAUCAUGACCCAUCUCCUAGUGAAGGUAGUUAUUGAUGGGAAAAGCUACAUUGUUGAUGGAGGCUUUGGUGUAUCCUAUCAAAUGUGGCAGCCGAUGGAGCUUGUGUCAGGGAAAGACCAGCCCCAGGCGCCCGGUGUCUUUCGUUUCACAGAAAAAAAUGCCACCUGGUACCUUGAGAAAAUGAGACGGAAACAAUAUAUCCCCAAUCAAAAUUUCUCAAAUUCUGAUCUUCUAGAGAAAAAAGAGUGUCGGAAAGUGUAUAUGUUCAGUCUUGAACCACGGACAGUGGAAGAUUUCCGUUUCCAGUGUACGUACCUUCAGACAUCUCCAGAUUCCCUCUUUACGAAGAAGUCUAUCUGCACACUCCAAACCACCGAUGGCUUUCGAGCGCUCAUUGGGUGGACGCUCACGGAGACCACGUACAAUUACAAGGAGAACAUGGAUCUGGUGGAAUUUAUAACCCUUAAAGAUGAAGAGGUGGAGAAGACACUGAAAGAGAAGUUCAACAUCACGUUAGAGAGAAAACUUAUCCCAAUUAACGUCAAAGGAUUUUACACAAUCUAGACGACUGGAAAAACCUAUGAGAAUGCCACAUGUGCACCGUAUCUUCCAUGGUCUACGUAAUCACUACGGCGAGAUUAUGGGAUUCUCUUGCAGGCGACUGAAGGAAAAAUACAUUAAUACCAGAUUAAAGUGAAUUUCACUCUGGAGAAAGGAGAAAAUCAGGGAUUUAAGACUCGUCUGUCAGGUAGAUAGAAUUAUUUUCUGUGAGAUGACUGCAGUUCAAUUUUUGGCACAAAUGUAGGACUGAUUUGAAUCUGGUUAUAAACUUGGGUAAGAAAUAUGUCUGGGUAAUUUUGGAGUGCCUAUAGCACAUAAAUAGGAGUAAGGAUUAUUCAUUGUGAUAUGCUGCCAACACAUUUUCUAUGGUCAUUACAGGAAAAAAGUCAUCUGUGAGCUUUUAGACAAUGAAGUAUGCAUUUAAAACUUCAUUUUUCACAAGAUCUAACCACUCACUGCUCAUCUCAUUACCUUUAAUAUAGGUUGAACAAUAUUGCCAUCUUUGAAAGGAACAUUAGGAGGUGUAAUUCUUCCACCAUCAUCCUUAGGUGAAAAUAUAGUACAAAAUGAAAAUUAUCAUCAUGUGCAUCCCUUUUGUCGUUACGGCAGUAAACUGCCCAAGGUAAUUUUUGGUAUGUAGGUGUUUUUCAGUCGAUGCAAACUGUAUGUGUUGCAGCAUUAUUGUGGCUGAUGGAUUCUGAGGAUGUACCCAACACUCUUUGCUUCUUAUAAGUAAGCACCCUAUAAAGGGGUGAAUGGUGCUUAAAUGUCUCAACUACCUUAGAUUUAGUUCUAUCCCAAAUGGGGUAGAAAUGUAAUAUUUUUAGUAUUGCAAGGUCUUUGUAUAACAAAGGUGAAAGAACAAGAAAGCCCACCCCACUUUAGCCUUAAUUCUACCCUGCUACCUCUUUGUGUAGCAAAUAUGGGAGUCCAUAUGACUAUCGUAAAUGAUUAACACUUAGCACAAGAUCUUUAGUGUCACAAGUUAGUUUCUUCAUCUGUAUUGAAUUGAAAAAUAUAUAUCAUAGAACCAUAGAAUAUCCUGAGUUGGAAGGGACCCUUAAGGAUCAUCAAGUCCAACUCUUGACUUGAUAUAUAUCCAGGUGCCAACCAAAUCUAAAUGAACUCGUUCCUUUAAAAGUUAUUUUACAAUUGCAUUUCCACAUUAAAAAAAAAAGAAGUUGUUUUCCCCACCACGCUUUUCUGCAAAACCCCUGACCAAGUAAACCACUAAGAAAGGGGAAAUGCUCUCAAGUGCAUGAAAGAGUAGCAGCAAUACUGAAAAACACCCUUUCUCUACUUUUUCUCCCCCACCUAUGAUAAUAGUAUUGGUAAAACACUCAUUCCUUUCACUGAUGGUGUAUAUUUUUGCUCAAAGACAUUAUCUGAUCAAAAAUCUCACAAAUACUGUGUGUAUUUGAAAAUAAAGGAAAAUAAAAACAGAGUUGAUGUAAAUUGAGCCUCCCCCCAA
Molecule: messenger RNA, 4225 nt
Organism: Anas platyrhynchos (mallard)
Lineage: Eukaryota; Metazoa; Chordata; Aves; Anseriformes; Anatidae
Source: RefSeq, a predicted model, not a curated record